Molecule: messenger RNA, 3044 nt
Organism: Thamnophis sirtalis
Lineage: Eukaryota; Metazoa; Chordata; Lepidosauria; Squamata; Natricidae
Source: RefSeq, a predicted model, not a curated record
AACGUUAAUAUGGAAAGAGGGGCGACGUUGACAACUACCGCUGCUUGAGCUGUUGGGCCAAUAAGCGAGCUCGCUGAUGGGGCCACGUGAGGGAAGUUUAUGUGGAAAGACGGUUGGGAAACCAAGGAAACGGUGCCUAAUACCUAGCAACUGGCUUCCUCCUGAGCCUCUGUUUUUUCUGAAGUGAAUGACCGACUUUUGAGCGUGGAUCUUCGUUUCGGAUAUGUGCGUGGUGAGUCCAAGAAAACCUGAAUAUUUACACAUAGUUCUCACUUUUAUUACAGCUAGAAGACUUCCUUCCUACCCUCUGGAUCAUAGCUCAGUACGUAACUGAAAAUGAUUGAUUCUGUUAAAGUAAGGAGACAGUGCAGUAUGGAUUUUUAUGCUCAUUAUGAGCAGCUCUGUGCUUUAGAAGGCUCUGCCCCUUUAACAUCUGUGAAAGCCAAAAAACUUUAUAAUAUUCUUGAUAUUAAUGCGGAUCGUAUUAAAGCUGCUGAUUGGAUACCUCUACUACGUGCAGUCAGACAUAACAAGACUUUAACUUUUAUUGCAAUAAAGAGCUGUCAUCAUCAGGGUCCUGGGGACUCAGGUCUUGAAAAACAGGGAACAGGUAUAAGAAGAAGAAUUCCAGCAAUUCGAUCCAAAGACUUAACUGGACAAUUGUCUAAAGCUAUCAAAGGUUGUCUGAUGGUAUCAAAGGCCCUGGGAAAGCUAGAACUACAUGGGUUGCUUUUGAGGGAAAAGGACUUAAUAUUAUUGACAAAAGGGUUGGCUAAUACAUCAUCUUUGGAGAGACUAUCUUUAGCCCACUCACCAAUAGGUGAUGGAGGUUUAGAAAUAAUUUGUCAGAGUGUGAAGAAUUCGGCUUGCAUCAAAUCUAUAGAUUUUACAGGAUGCAGUUUAACCUGGCGAGGAACAGAACACAUGGCCAGCAUCCUGAAACACCAGGCAAUGAAAAGACACGGUGAAGCUUGGGCUGAAAGUCUCCGCUAUAGGAGACCUGAUUUUGAUUGUAUGGCUGGCUUGAGGCGCAUCAGUCUCAACUGCAAUGCGCUUAUUGGUGAUCGAGGUGCUGCUGUUUUAGCUGAUUGCCUUGCCGAAGAUCUGUGGCUAAAAGCACUUGAUUUGCAGCAAUGUGGAAUUAGCAGUGAAGGGGCAAAAUCACUUUUGGAUUCAUUUAAAACUAACAGAACAUUGGUGGUUCUGGACAUCAGAAAAAAUCCAUUAGUAGAUCAUGCUUUAAUGAAGAAAAUAAUUGAAAAGGUUCUCAUGAAUGCCAAUGGCACUAACUUGGAGUACAAGUGGCUUCCUUCUCCAGUCUCAAAAGAUGUUAAAAACAAACCCAAAAAAAGAACAGUUGUCUUGGGAAAUGGCAGAAAAGGAAAAGCUACUAUACGUAUUGUAAUUUGGAGACACAGAGGAUUUUCAUCAAAAAAAUCACUCAGUUCUAGUAAGACAACUUUAUGGGAUCAAGACAACUAUGCUCCAAAGCCAUUACCCCCAGGGACACAUGGUUUCCUGCCCUGGCGUACUGCUGAACGUGCAAAGCACCAUAGGGCUUCAUCUACAAAAAAUGCCCAUGAAUUUCCAUUGCAGAUACAGACGGGUAUUCCUGUGACAGUGACUGUAGAAAGUGCUUCUGCAUCUGAAACUGAAACAGAGGGUGCCAUGGACAAUGUCAUUUGCAGAAAGGAUACAGAAUCCUCCAAAUUAACCAAUUUAAAACAUUGGCAUCAGUUACAGAUGGAGUAUGAAGAAUGUCACUUAAGACUAAAAGAAGAACGAAAAGCAAGGAUGAUUGCUGAAGAACGGAUAAUGGAGGUAUUGGAAUUGGAAAACACUCAAUUACGGAAUAUAAAUUGCUCCCUCUCAGAAGUUGUCCAUGCACAGUCAGUAGCCAGCACAAUACUAGAAGAUGAAGGAGUGCUUGGUAGCAUUGAGAAUUCUUUCCAAAAGUUUCAUGCUUUUUUAGAUCUUCUUAGAGAUGCUGGCCUUGGACAGCUUGCAUCAAUGGCUGGUAUAGAGCAAUCAGAUUUUGGUGUAUUACAUCUUCCCCAAAUGACUACUACUGCAAAGCCAACUGUGAUAGAAAGGGAGAAGUCAUUUGAAGAAGAAAGACAAGAACACAUGCAGAAUUUUAAAAAUGCUGGCACUACCUCUUUUCUGAGUCCUCUCACUUUCCAGAAAGACUUUGAUUCAUCUCAAGCAGUAAAUAAUGACCUACCUGCAUCAGCAAAAACUCAAGACCGUCAAGGUGUUGGUCCAUCCCAGCAAAGUUUGUGGCAAGACAUUGAAGCUAAAAUAGAUAGUUGGAAAAUAGAAGAUCAUGAAUCAAAACCUGCCCAGACAGCAUCUGAGAAGAACAGCCAGCCUCUAGAAUUGGAAACAAGGGAUUCCUCUGUGAGGCAAAUACUUACCGCUCGACAUUCAGUCUCUGAACCUGUUAUCAAUGUGCUUGGUAACAAAUUUGGUGCUCCUAUUGUUGAAAAUAGUAAAGCUUCCUCAAAAAAACUUUCUUACACCACGGGCUUUACUACAGAAGAUAAAAAUCUACAAGAAUCUGACCUUUCUAGAAAUGACAGAGAGGACUCUGAUUCUGAAAUACAAGAAAGCAUCCAUUCUGUAGGAAGUGCUUGAGGAAUCCACUGGAUUGUUCACUGAAAUCAAUUUACUGCAUAAAUCUUUGGUGUUAUCCAAAAUUAUUAUGCAAUAAUUUAUAUAUGGUGGCAAAAGUAGAGAAGCAGUGACCAGAUGCUGGUGAAUAACAAUUCCCAUAUGAUUGGUCAUAUUGGUUGGAACCGCUGAGAGUUAUAACUUGCAACAAUCUGGAACAUCAGAACUUCUUCACUUUUGCAUGUAAGGAUUUGCUUUUUUAUAUCUAACUUUUUUGCAAUGUGAAUCUUUAAGAACGUUGUUGCCAGUAUUCCAAAAGAUUUAUUGUGCAUUUUGGUUUUUAUUUGGUUUUAUAAAGAAUCUGGUAUGAUUCAAAUUCUCAUUUAUAAUUAUAAUGUGAAUAAAGUUUGUACAUGGUUCUAAGUAAAAAA